This is a messenger RNA of Coffea eugenioides, 2642 nucleotides long. RefSeq names its product transcription factor bHLH140. Gene Ontology annotation, molecular function: double-stranded RNA binding; single-stranded DNA binding; DNA 5'-adenosine monophosphate hydrolase activity. Bases 90 to 2498 code for a protein of 802 amino acids. Gene Ontology annotation, biological process: double-strand break repair; single strand break repair. NCBI's taxonomy places the organism in Eukaryota, Viridiplantae, Streptophyta, Magnoliopsida, Gentianales, Rubiaceae. Gene Ontology annotation, cellular component: nucleus. The transcript is spliced from 6 exons. The record is from RefSeq and is a predicted model, not a curated record.
UAUCCCUCGAUUCAAAGCGACCAACGCACGGUUGUAUCCUACGGUUAAGACGACGCAGCAGCAGCUGAGCACGACUUCCACAACCCACCAUGGAACCAAUGGACCUUCAUCCCCAAACCGCUUCUCGAGAGAUAGCGAAAGAAGAAGAGGGAGCGCAAGUGAACGUAGAGAAUGGAAAACCGGUAGUGGUGAUCAUGGUUGGGGCACCUGGUAGCGGCAAGUCUACCUUCUGCGACCACGUUAUCCGGACCUCUGCCCGGCCCUGGGUCCGAAUCUGCCAGGACACCAUUGGAAAUGGCAAAGCUGGGACUAAAAUUGCAUGCAUAAAGAGUGCCUCCAACGCAUUGGAGGAGGGCAAAAGCGUAUUUAUUGAUAGGUGCAAUAUGGAUGGAGAGCAGCGAGGCGAUUUUCUGAAGCUCGGUAAUCCUGAAGUAGAGAAGCACGCAGUGGUGCUUGAUCUUCCUGCAAAGCUUUGUAUAUCUCGGUCUGUCAAACGAACAGGCCAUGAAGGAAAUUUGCAAGGUGGGAAAGCAGCUGCAGUUGUGAAUAGGAUGCUGCAAAAGAAAGAAUUUCCCAAGCUGGCUGAAGGGUUCACUCGAAUUACAUUUUGCCACAAUGAAAAAGAUGUUGAAGCUGCAAUGAAUACCUAUAGUACACUUGGUCUUUUUGCCGUCCUUCCAUCGGGAUGUUUUGGUCAGAAAAACCCAGAGGCCAAAGUUCAACUAGGUAUAAUGAGAUUCCUCAAAAAGGUAGAUAUCCCUGGUAAAGAUGGAUUGGUGGAAAGUAAUCCUCAGCAUUCCUCUGACAAUCAAAGCACUGUAGAAAAAGACUCCGGCUCGAGAAGACCAGCAAAUGAUUCAGCUCCAUCUGAAUAUGUCCACAUGGACGUGAAGAACACUGUAUCCCAGGAAUCAGGCUCUUCCAUUCGUACCAAUUCUGUAUAUAGUAUUCCAACUUUAGCAUUUCCAUCUAUCUCUACAGCUGAUUUCCAGUUCAAUCUUGACAAGGCAUCUGAUAUUAUUGUUGAGAAAGUUGAAGAGUUUGUGAGUAAAUUGGGCAAUGCUAGACUUGUUUUGGUAGAUUUGUCUCAUGGUUCAAAAAUAUUAUCCCUGGUUAAGGCUAAAGCUGCACGAAAAAGCAUUGACUCGAAGAAGUUCUUCACAUUCGUAGGAGAUAUUACUCGGCUUUAUUCUCAAGGGGGUAUGAAAUGCAAUGUAAUUGCUAAUGCUGCUAACUGGCGCCUAAAACCUGGAGGUGGAGGAGUAAAUGCGGCUAUAUUUAGUGCUGCUGGUCCUGCACUUGAGACUGCAACCAAGGAAAGGGCUGAAUCUCUUGCACCUGGAAAAGCUUUGGUUGUUCCUCUUCCUUCAACUUCACCGUUGUCCAUUAAGGAGGGGGUAACCCAUGUUAUACACGUCCUUGGACCAAAUAUGAAUGCACAAAGACCAAACUGUCUCAACAAUGACUAUGUGAAGGGCUGCAAGGUUUUAGGUGAAGCUUAUUCAUCACUUUUUGAAGGUUUUGCUUCCAUUCUAAGCACACAAGGCUGGAUGCCAAAAGAAAGCAAUGAAAAGUCACUGAAAUCACAAAAUCAGAUUGAGAGUAAACAUCAUGAUGGUGAUCAGAAGGUCAAGAGAGAAGCUUUAAAUGAAUGCAUGGGAGGCAAAAAAUCUAAAAUCUUCCUCAAUGAACUUAAACCUAAUUUUAGCCAUUCUGUGGAUAGAAAAGGCAACAUAGAGGGCAGAAAGAAUGUCGAAUCUCUGAAUGAGUUUGAAAGAAACAAAAAUUCCGGGGGCUUUUUGAAGGAACUUAAACCUAGUGCUAGCCAUUCUGUAGAUAGAAAAGAAAACCUAGACGGUAGAGAUGAUACAGGCAUGAAUAAGGCCUGGGGCCCAUGGGCUCAGUCUCUUUACCAGUUUGCUAUGCAUCCAGAGAGGCACAGAAAUGAUUUGAGAGAAAUUUUGGAUGAUGUUGUGGUGCUCGAUGAUCUUUAUCCAAAGGCACGCAAGCAUCUGUUGGUAUUGGCACGAGUUGAAGGUCUUGAUCGUCUUGCAGAUGUAAGCAAAGAGCAUCUUCCUCUAUUAAACACAAUGCAUGCUGUUGGCUUGAAGUGGGCAGAAAAGUUGCUGAACGAGAAUGAAUCAUUAGUAUUCCGUCUGGGUUAUCACUCGGAGCCUUCAAUGAGACAAUUGCACCUCCAUGUUAUUAGCCAAGAUUUUGAUUCAAAACAUCUCAAAAACAAGAAGCAUUGGAACUCAUUCAACACUCCUUUCUUCCGAGAUUCUGUUGACGUACUGCAGGAAGUAAGUAAACACGGUAAGGCCAUAAUAAGAGAUGAUGACAGCUUCCGCUCUAUGGAGUUGCGUUGCCAUAGAUGUCGGAGUGCACAUCCAAACAUACCCCGCCUAAAAACGCAUAUUAGCUCUUGUCAAGCACCAUUCCCGGGGGUUAUGCUUGACAACGGUAAGCUAGUGUUUGCUCCAGGUAAAAUUAGAUAGUUGUUAGAUCACUCUAAUCAUUGCUUCGUUAUAGGUUCAUACGUUUUCUGGUUAUGUUGCAUGUGUGAUGUAUGGCUGCUUGAGAGAAAUGGAGGAAAACUUUUGAAACUGCAAAAAGAAAACAAGAACAAGCUUGUUCUCCCU